UAAUUUUCCAUAUUGGUCUUAUUGAGCAUUAUGGCUGAUUCUGGGUUCCCAUUACCACCAGAGGCUUUCUGUCCUCUGUGUGCGGACACAGUGAGAGAUCCAGUCACUAUCCCCUGUGGUGACACUUACUGCCUGGAGUGCAUCAAGAUUUACUGGGAUCAGUUCGACCACAUGGGUGUGUACAGCUGCCCACAGUGCCGUGCAACAUUCACACCUCGGCCUGUCCUGAAGCGAAACCUGCCUGAUGUAUACCAUGAGCCACGGCGAGAGCUUCCAGAGCUUACUCCUUUCCCCUACUUGAAUCGCGAAGUCUACUGUGAUUUCUGCGUUGGCCGUCGCAACAAGGCCGUCAAGUCUUGUCUGAUGUGCUUGGCUUACUACUGUGAAACACACGUCAAGCCUCAUUAUGAGUCAUCUACCUUCAAGCGGCACAAACUCGUAGAUGAGAUGGGUCAUCUGGACAGGAAGAUUUGCCCACAACACGAGAAAGGUUUGGAGCUUUUCUGCCGCACUGACCAGAUGUGUAUUUGUGUGCUGUGUACUGUCAGAGAGCACCGCAGCCACAACAUUACCUCGGCAGAAGAUGAACGCAUUGAGAAACAAAAAGUCCUGGUUGUCACCCAAACUGAAGUCCAGCGCAUCAUUCAGGAGAGGAUGAAGGAGCUCCAGGAACUUAAGCAUAAUAUUGAUGUUCUAAAAAGUGAAGCCCAGCGAGCACAGGCAGAAAGUGACAAGACCUUCCAUGAAAUGCUGCAGGCAGUGGAACGCUGGAAGUCUGAAAUCAAUCAGAUGAUAAUGGCCAACAUGCAGUCAGCAAUGUCACAGGCUGAGGGCUAUGUGGAUCGUCUGGAGCAGGAGAUAAUGGAGCUACAACGUCGAGAUGCAGAAUUACAGCAGAUCCUCGAGACGGAGGACAACAUUCACUUCCUGCAGAGUUUCCCAACCCUGUGUGUUGCUCCUGAGGCCAUGGUCCCCAAAGUGCUAAUUAACCCUCAGUUCUCCUUUGGAGAGAUGAGCAAAACAGCCAGUGACAUGAAAGAAAAUCUGGAUGACAUCUGUAAAAAGGAAAUGGGCAAACUCUCCAAGACAGUGAGUGAAACUCCUGUGUACAUACUGUUGCCAAGAAAUGGAAGCAAACGACUCAAAGUUCCUUUGAAUGUAGAUUUUCAGGAGCCAAAAAACAGAACAGACUUCCUGAGAUAUGCCUGCAAGCUGUCCUUUGAUCCUAACACAGUUUAUAAAGAGCUGGUUUUGACAGAUGGGAAUCAGAAGGUCACUCGGAAGAAAACAACCCAGUUUUACCCAGAUCAUCCAGAGCGCUUUGAUGGCUUCUCCCAAGUUCUGUGCAAGGAGCCUCUCACUGGUUUCAGGUUUUACUGGGAAGCUGAAUGGAGUGGAGAAUUUUCCAUAGGGGUCGCUUAUAGGAGCAUCAGCCGUAAAGGGAAGAAUUCGCACAGCCUGCUUGGCUACAAUGACAAGUCUUGGAGUCUCCUUUGCUCAGACUCUGGUUACUCUGCCUGGCACAACAAAGUAGACAGAGACCUUCCUGGUGCUCCCAGGGCAACACGUAUUGGUGUGUACCUAGAUUAUGCUGGAAACACAGUGGCCUUUUACUCAGUGUCAGACACUAUGACACCUAUCCACAGAUUCAAAGCUCAGUUUACCGAGCCUUUGUAUGCUGGCUUUGGUGUAGGUUCCUCAGUUACCCUCUGCCAACUAAAACAGCCUUACUAAUUAAAAAGCGCACAAAUUACCCAUUACCAGUGAAGAAUUUACACCGAUACAAUGUGUAAAUAAUAAUGACAUACAUUGCAAAAUACAAUAUACUAUCAGUUCUACAUGUUUUUUGCUUGUUUGUUUUUUUCUAAUAUCUUCUUAUAAUAAUCUAUUAUCCUCUCAUGGAAUUUCAACUGGACACUCUGUUUUCCAGUAAAUCUAACCAGUUUAACCGGUUAAUCUAACAUCAAAGGAUGCUAACAACUGAAGUACCACUUUAGAAACGAAUGAAGUAUUUGUUUUCAUUUUGAACAAUAUGCAAGUCAUUUGUAAAUUUCCUUAGAUAACAUUAAUUACAUAAAUAAUAAUGUUUUGAGAGAAAAUUAAUUAAUAUGUUGCAUGAUACAAUCUCUUGCAACAGUUUAUUCAUGGGGUCCAAAGGGACCUCAUUCAGUAAACAUGGUGAAUGGAAUAGAAGUUAUCAAAAAGCCUAUUUCUUUUUCCUCUUUUCUCUCUGUUAGUCUCUUUGGCUUUUUCUGGUAAAGCAUCUGAGUGAGAGGAGAACAUUAUCAACGGGGGAAAAAAAGAAAGCUAAACUUUCUCAGUUAAUAAUAAUGAUUACCUUUAUUGUUCACUGUAUAAUUUUUUUAAGCGAUUACCUUUAACUUCCAAUGUGGGUCAUAGGACAGGCAUUCCAUUUGCUUAGAUGAUUUGCAUGACAAAUUACCCAAAGGUACAACACUGCUUUGAAAGUUUCCCACAAAACAGACAUGAAGCACGGCCAUAUCCCCAUAUGCAAACUUUCAAGCAUUAGAGGCAAUCAAUGAUCACACUACUCUAGAAGUGUUAUCAAAUGCUACACUGUGCACAUUUAGUCUAAUAAUAUUUGUGGUCUUAUUACAGAUUUAACUGCUGUAGUAACUGCAGACAGCAGCUGGGGUUGCAGUAUUGUAUGCAUAGCAUGUUUAUUGUGUGCUGCAAUUUAAAACAUUACAAAAAAGUCCAUUAUACCAUAUUGGAGCCCAAAAUUACAUAAUUCGGAAAAAAAUACAUUUCAGUUUGUUGCAAAUACUGCUGUGAAUAAAUGUAGGCUACUGAAGAGAUACACGGGACAUCAGCUGUUGAUGAGCUUUAUUUAAGUCAAAGGUAAAGUCAAAGACAAAAGCACACAGACUGCAACAUCCCCAAUCAAAUAUAGCGUGACCUGAAAAGGUUACGAUGCAUGCCCAGCCUGCAUGGGUGGGUAUAGCUGAGGCUAAAAGAACUCCAGUGGACACCAUCUGAUUCUGCCCUUGCAACAAAUCCUGGGUCAGGAUGGAGUGGUAGUGGGUUUCUACAAGACAUGCCAAAUUAAAUUAGAUAGUCUGAAUGCAUACAAUGCAGUCAACAACAUCCUGGGUCUUCCUUUAAAUGUAUAUGUUAUUUGGCAGAUAUCAAAUGAGACAGAGGCACUGUGACACCUUGUUCUUUUCACUCAAUCUGACUAUAUCUGAGAUCAUUUUCUCUUUAUUCCUUUAUUCUACAUUGUUUAUGUAAAACUGACUGCUAUGCUGAUUCAAAGCAUUCACUUUUUCCACUGGUCUUCUGCCUUCAUCUAUACUGAGUCUUAUGUUAACAUUGUCCACCUUGUUAUGUUGCUUGUACAGAGUAGUGCGUUGUUGUUUGCUUGGCUGAUUACCUCUGUUUCUUGCAUGUACUCUAUGUACACAUAUUCAAACCCUUUGUAUGUUUAUGGGUUUUUUUCUUUCAAAAUGUGCUAUUGUUCUUUGUAAUGCUAUUCUGCAGCCUCACAGCUGUCAGGGCUCUGAAACAUCUUGGGGCCAGGUGAAAGCACUUCAGGAAGGAAGAACAAUAAUACACUGAAGAGAUGAAUGAUGAAAAUCAUGCUGAUUAUUAUGAUUUCCAUGGCCAUUAAUUUAUUUUUAUAUGGUGCUCCUUUCCCAUUGCAUUGUUUCAUUGCUGAUUUUCCUAGUGCCUUUAACAUUUGCAUACGCUUAUUUUUAAUAACUGGGUUUCUACAGCUCCUUCUCUACAUUUGCAGGAAAGGAAAAUUCUUCUGUUUUAGGAGCUUUCAUUAUUUUUAACAACAUAAAUUCAUAUAGAUCAUACACAUGACUGUGAAUGCUCUGAAUAUUUAUGUAUAAUAUAAACUGUUCGGUUUUUGUUGUUGUUGUAUUUUGGCAGCUUUUUUAAAAAUAAAAUUACUGUAAAAUCUGCAAUGAUUCAAAAAAGGUAAGAGCAGGAGUGAAAUAAAAAGGAAUAUACUUGUACUUUGUCGCACACAGUUGUGACAUGGAGUUAGUUUAUAAUGGUUAUUCACAUGGUACUCCAUUGUAUUUUCA
This is a messenger RNA of Oreochromis aureus, 4058 nucleotides long. It is a transcript of the gene ftr84, whose product is annotated as finTRIM family, member 84. NCBI's taxonomy places the organism in Eukaryota, Metazoa, Chordata, Actinopteri, Cichliformes, Cichlidae. The transcript is spliced from 7 exons. Bases 31 to 1734 code for a protein of 567 amino acids. The record is from RefSeq and is a predicted model, not a curated record. Gene Ontology annotation, molecular function: zinc ion binding; protein binding.